Aphis gossypii (cotton aphid) is the source of this 6726-nucleotide messenger RNA. RefSeq lists its product as uncharacterized. NCBI's taxonomy places the organism in Eukaryota, Metazoa, Arthropoda, Insecta, Hemiptera, Aphididae. The transcript has 14 exons. Gene Ontology annotation, biological process: protein phosphorylation. Gene Ontology annotation, molecular function: protein kinase activity; ATP binding. The coding region runs from base 542 to 5578 and encodes 1678 amino acids. The record is from RefSeq and is a predicted model, not a curated record.
GCAGUAGUCGCAAUCGUACGACAGUGAGUCAUGUUUUCUUUUCGCGAAUCCGCACCGUACGGGGAAAACGUCGUGCACUUCCGGUGGCCCCUGUUGUACCACUCGACGAUAAUCGUCUUUUCCCGUUAAUUUUUUUUUUUUAUCGUCUCGUUUCGUCCGUAUCUACCUUAUAAGUUGUAGUACGUUUUUUACGAUUCUCCAGAAUAUUGAAUAUCAAUUUAAUCGUUAUAAUACUCGUUGUCGUUCGUUCGUACUAUUUCGCGCAUAUUGAAUAUUUCAUCGCAUCCGUAAACGUGUGUACGCGCCAAAAAUGUAAACAGAUUUUCCUUGUGGACGAACCGAAAUCGUGUCAAAUAUUCCCCCUGAUUAAGGGACCGCGUAAGACCAUCCUAUCGUUGAGCUGUGCGCGCUUAAAAUGAUGUUCGGCCGACUGUCGUCGAUGGGCAGAUGACUUGUACAGCUUGUAUCAGUUUUCUUUUCGUGUGGCGUGGCUGAACACUAAAGAAAUGGCCUAGGCCCUGAUUGCGAGCCAGAGCUAAAAAUGGAACGCACCGCUUUCCCGUUGCUGUGGUUAUGUUUGGUUUCGACCUGGAUCAGUUCUUCAGUGUCGUAUCCAAUUGGAGAUUUAAAUUCUAGUACAGCAUUAUGGAGCAGUUCUAAUACGUGGCUAGAAGCAACUGUAGUUGCAGUCAUUUUUACUAUAUGUAUAGUUGUAUUCCUUGUUGGCUGCUUGGACUGUUGUCGAAAUAGUAGAUUCAGUUUUAAGGAGUCAACAAGAUCACAGGAAUUUCAAAAUGAAGUAAUAUCCACAAGAGAUUACAGUUCUCCAGGAUUGGCAUUUGUCAACCCUAUUAGCAAUCUUCAUAGUAAUGAGUUGUCAAGAUCAGAUUCUACUGUCAUAAAUAUUGAACAACUUUCACCAUCAAUUAAAUAUCAGUCCUUAUUUAAAGAAUGGAUAAAUGAUUCACUUUCAAAUUUUCCAAGAUCCCGGUUGCAAUUUCAUCAUGAACUUGGUUCUGGAUGGUUUGGAAGGGUUGUAAGUGGUGAAGUGGUUGGCUUGAACCAAGGUGAAAAUAAUAAAGUAGUAGUCCGUAUCUUAAGAGAUGACGCUACUGAUUCCGAAAGACUAAAAUUUUUACAAGAAGCUGCUCCGCAUAAAAUUAAAGUAAAAAAUGGGAAUCACUUAGUUUUAGGACUUGUAGCUGCUUGUAUCAAAAUGGAUCCACUAUUAUUAAUAUUUGAGUCUAGUCCAUGUGGUGAUUUGAAAAUGUGGCUCCGCAAAAAUGCAGACACCAAUGAAUAUGAAACCCAAUUAGAACGUAAACUCAAAAUGUCUGUACAAGUAGUCAAUGGGCUUUUGCAAUAUUUAAAAAGUGGAGCUGUUCAUACAGAUGUAGCGGCAAGAAACUUUUUAGUAUUUCCUGACAAUGUAGUGAAAAUUGGUGAUUAUGGUAUUAGCACCCAAACAUAUAAGGAAGAUUAUUAUUUUACUGAAGAAGGAGUAGCUAUUCCUAUUAGAUGGAGUUCACCUGAAACCUUAAAUGUAUCUGAAUCUGUCAUUGAGACUAAAAAGGUUACUGUGGAAGGAAAUGUUUGGAGUGCUGCAGUUGUUAUAUGGGAAAUAAUGGAAAAUGGUGCUCAACCUUAUGGUUCUCUUAGUGAUUUAGCUGUUCUAUCUGCGGUAUUUAUUGAACGUACACCACUUUUACUUCCACCAUCAUCUAAACAUCACAAACUCUCUCAACAAAUAUAUCAAGUGAUGUUGAAAUGUUGGAAUUCUGAUCAAUCAAAAAGACCAACAUUCCCAGAAAUUAUAUCAUCUCUGGAAGAAACCUAUAGCAUGUUGAAAGCUAAUUUUGAUCCCAUUUCCUCAAAUUCAAGUCCUAUGUUUUCUAAAGAUUUUGUUAAAAGUGAUAGUGACUCGGGAAUAACUAGCUCUGUCAAUAGACCAAAAUCAUGUGAAGUUCAAAUAUAUGCAGAUGAUAUGAGUGAUAUGAGUUCUCAACCAUCUGCAUCUAGUGGAGUUGAUGUAUUUAAUCAAUCUAAAAAAUCACCGUCCUUAGAAAUAUUGCAUGGAUCAUUGGAAGAUCUAACAACAUCAAAUGAUCCUUGGAUAAGAACUGAUGAUAGUAUUUUAUUUAUGGAAGGUAUAAAUAAUGCUAUUAGAGAGCUAGAUGAAGCUUUAGCUGGUGAACCUACAUCAUCUGAUGCUGAAUGCUCACCACCAAUUGUUAACUUUAGACUAGGUCCAAUAGCGAAUAAUAAAAUAAGCCGUCCGUUAUUUGAAAAUGCUUACCAUGAUAAUUCAUAUCUAGAAAGACGUUCUGGUAAUGAGUCAUCUGGAACAGAUACAGAAGAUGAACAUUGGAGGUUAAGAAUUGAACGAGGUGAAUUUUCUGAAAAAGUCAAACAGAAAUCAAAAAGUGUUGCAGAUUUAAUGAUACUAACUCAUAUUGAUGCUAGCGAAAGUAGCGAAAGCGAUACUCCACUAAAUUCGUUAUCAAGACAAAACAGUUUUAAGCACAAUCGGUUAGCUGUUCCACUUUUAAAUAGUCUUACAUUUACUAGUGAUAGUGACUUAAGAAACGCACAAGAUGAUCAUGAUUUUCAAGAUACUUUGAAAAAGUUCCAAACAGCCUUAAAAAAUAGAGACGAUGAUUCUCUUUCAUAUUUGUCUUUACAAAUUGAUAAUAGUAUGAAAGUAAAAAAGGAUUCUAAAUCAAUCAAUACCAAUCCUUUUUUAGAGAUUGAAGCCUCGGAAAAAACUAAAAAAAAUAACCCAUUUAUUUUACCAAAUACAGCUCAAUGUUCAACAGCUGCUAAUAACUCUUCUGUCCUUCUAGGUCCAUGCGAAAAUUUCACAAUAGAUUAUUAUAAAGGUGUUACUUCCUCUCUCACAGAAAAGCCAAUCAAUGAAAAAUUAGAUAAUUCAAUAUUUGAAAAUGUCAGUUUUACAUUUAAUCCAUAUGAGUCAAUGAAAUGGGACUCUAAUAUAUUUGAUUUUAGUAACCCAAUUUUAGAAGAAUCUGAUGAUACAAAAGUAGAAUGUAAAUCAAAACACCUAAUCUUAGAGGAAACAGCUAAAGAAUCCAACUAUAGCACACUAGAAUUAGACUCUGGCCAUACAUCAGACUAUACAAAUUGUGAAGAUAUUUCAACUAAAGAUACUUUGGAAACCAAAAGUUUGAGUACUCCAAAUUAUACAUUUAACGAGUCAAAUGAAGCUUAUAUGUACUAUAAUAAUAUAACUGUGCUAAAGAAUGGUUCUGAUGAUUCAGGUUGUGAAAUUGAACAGAUAACAAGUGAAGAUGGCAGCACAGAAUUUCUAAAUGACAAAUCUGAAGACGAAGACGAUAAUGAAAUUACUGUUAUCAAAGUACAUGAUUUAUAUGAAGAUAAAAUUCACAAUGAUCAGUCUAAAUUUGAAGGAAUAUCUGAUGAUGAUAGUAAACAAUGUGAAGGUAAAAGUCAAUAUGAAAUUGAUGAUAUCAUCGAAGGUCUUUCAGAAUCUUGGUAUUUACAUCCUCCAUCAUAUCAAGACACAUCUGGUUGGCUUCCAGAUACUUUAAAUCAUGAUGAUAAAGCUGAUGAUAAAGAAUUAUCAUUAGAUGAAGAAUAUGCUGAAGCUAUAAGACAAGAACUAAGAGGCAAAGUCAAUCAGAACGAUAAUGAUUCUAGAAAUUUAAACAUUUCAAUGGAAGAAAAUGAAAAUGUAGCAGAAAACACUGAUCAUGCAGAUAUGGUUAUACAUUACAAUGUUUUCCCUCCUCCUUUGUCGACAAUAUUUGAAGAAGAUGAAGAUGAAGAACCUGAAAUAAUUGAUACUUUUUCAGAAAAUCCCAGUCCUUCAUGUAUUUUGACAGAUACUUCUACCGACCAUCUAGUCAUUAGUAGAGAAAAGCUGGUUGAUUCUUCAUCAGAAUUAAAUGAUAAUGUUCAAGAUGAUGUUUUGAUAAUUGAUACUAUAACUAAUGAAGCAAUUAUAUUGGACACAGAUGUAUCAGAAAAACAAGAAAUUAAUGUUUUAAAUAAUACAUACACUAUUGAAGAAGUGAACUCUGAUACUGAUGAUAUAUUAGAAAACUUGGAAUCUGACAGUAUGGCAUCAUAUUCUCCUGAUUCAUUAUCGCCAGGAUCAACCAGUAAAACUGCUGCAGCUGUAUCUUAUUCAUCGUCUGAUACAGCAGGAAUUUCCGAUCAAUUUGUUUCUCCUACACUCAGUAAUAAUGAUUUACCUCUGGACAAACAAACCAAUGCACUUAAAAGCAUUGAAGAAUUACUGAGUUCUCCACAUCAUACUAACUCAAAUGAAAAUUUAGACAUGUUCAACAAUAUGCAAAACGUAAAUUGGCUAAAAAUGUUUUUGAACUCGGAAACUUUUUGUGAAAACGACCUUGCUCAUCAUUGUACAUCAUUACCGAAUUCAAUAAAUUUUGAUAAUUACAAUUGGCCGACGGUUAACGAAUUGACUGCCAUGAGCAGUUCAGAACCAAAUUUAACUAAAAUUGAUGUGAAUAAAACUUUAAAAACACAAGCUGUUUAUGAAGCUGAUUGUUGUAAGAGUUUAGAUUCUAAUUCAACGAUUACUGAAGAAAAAACACAUAGAGAGUUUAAAGUAUCACUAGUAAAAGAAACUCCAGAAAAACAAGAACCUCAUAAAGAAUUGCCAAUUCCAUCACCAGAUGACAAUGUUUUAAAUAAUUGGAAAACUGUGUUUGGUUCAUCCAGUGAAAAAGAUGAUAUAGGCGAUGAUAAUGAAUCUGCCAAAUCUGAAGAUGUUAGUGAUGAUGAAGUAGAAUUUGUUCCUUCCACUUGGAAUAGUAAUGCAAUACCCAGUAAAACUUCACUACGCAAUUCAAACUAUCAAUCAGGUGCCAAAAAAUCAGUAUCAUUUAAACAACAAAACUAUCAUUGUGUCUACGAGUAUCCACGUGAUGAUAGUGAAACGUUUGAUUUAGAUAUUGGGCCAAUUUGGGACCGAACACCUAAUUAUUUUGAUUUAUCAUCAUUCAGUGAUUGGGGAGCUGGUCCAUCAAAAACUGAUUUACUUAGUCCGUCUUUUAUUGAUGAUGAAGCAUGUAAUCCAGUUCAAACAUUUCCACAAGAAACAAACUUCAAUUUUCCCUCAGCUACUUUUGAUGAUGAUUUUUAUAUAAGUAGUUCAAAUCAACCAUUUGAAAUAAACCAAAGUCAAUUUUUCCCCGGUCAAAAGUCCGACAAUUCUACUGAUGAUACUUUUGAACCUAAUGCAGCUGAUUUAACUCCAUUAAAACCUAAGAACAUAAUUGAAAAAUCAAAUGAAGAUAUACCAGAACCAGUUUCAAUUGUAAAUGCUGUUACUCUGGAUGAAGAACUAGCUAAAGCAGAGAUGGAUAAUAUGGAUAUAAAAACAUUGGGUAAAAUACUAUCAUUCAAAAUGGAUGAUGUUGUGAAAGUCAAUGAUAUUAAAAGACCCAAAGAACCGCUUUCGCCUACUUUGGGAGAAUUAUGUCAUACCAAACAACAUUUGACUUUAAAUCUAUGCAAAUCUACGUCCAUACCACCUUCCAGCAUUAGCACUGAAAAGUUCAAUACCUAGAGAAUUAAGACCAUCAACCAAUGGUCAACCAUUGGUUAGCUUAAAAAAUAAAACCAGAUGAAACAAUUCUUGGUAUCCAAAUGUACUUAAUGUUAUGGACAAGUGCCAAACAUUAUUUAUUAUUUAUGCAAUAAUCUGUUAAAGAUGUUAGUUUUUAUAAGUUUUAAACGUGGAGUCGUUAAUUUGAUGUAUUAAUACUGAGUUGUGUAUCUCAUUGAGAUGAAUUUAGGGUAUGGGUAUACAAAAUGUGGGCUUUGUUGUGUCUACAAAAUUAGCUUGUUGAUCUGAUAUGUUCUGUUUGACGUUCCUUGAUAUCUAAAUUAAAAUUAUUGAUUGGUAAGAAGUAAUCACAAUAAAUGAUUCUAACCAAAUUAGUAAUUUGUUUUAGUACCUAACUAACAUUUGUUUGUUUUUUUUUUUUAUAGUUUUAAAUUUAUUAUAUUCCAAAUGUAAAUACUUCAUUACGUUUAUUUUAACAAUACAAAAAUAUGGAGAAGGAGUUUUUUUAUUCGCCGUCCAAAUAAUAUGAUAUUUAUAUUAUUAUUAUUAUUAUUUUUAUUAUUAACAACAAAAUGUUUUCUUCUUUAUCAUUAAUAUAAUAAAUUUUUCAAUUAUGGCGUAACAUAACAAGGGUAAAACAAAUACAUUACACAUUGUUAUUGUUCAAUUUUAUACGUGUAAUAUUCCUAGAUAUUUAAAAAGCUCACAUAAUAUAUAUGUAUUGAAAAAAAAAUAGUUAAACUAAUUCGAUCUGUAAAUAAACAUAAUAAUAGAUAUAAGUGAUUGCAACAUUUUUUUUUAAAUUAAAUUAAAUUUGUUUUACCCUCAGUAGUUAAUUACCCGUGUUCUUACGAAUUAUGAAAUAUGUCCUCAUUUGACGCCAACCAUGUCACACGCUACAUCCCUGUUUCUAGUGUUAGUUUUUUUUUUUUGAAUCUUGUAUAAGUGUUAUAUAAUUUAUUAAUAUAUAGCUUAAUACCCAGAAGCUAUACUCAAUUGAAAAUCCUUAACUGAGUGCUAUUUGUUGGACUAUCAGUAUUAAACCUUUAUUAUUAUUAUUAUUUUUUUUUUUGAUUUCUCCCUAUUGUUAUUUCUUAUUUAUAUUUAAACACAACCUAAUUAAUUAAGAAAAUAUAAUUUUAAAAAUA